Molecule: messenger RNA, 864 nt
Organism: Acaulospora colombiana
Lineage: Eukaryota; Fungi; Glomeromycota; Glomeromycetes; Diversisporales; Acaulosporaceae
Source: the annotation of a GenBank genome assembly
AUGGGAAAGACAGUUUAUGCAUAUCAAAUCAUGAACGACAAAGAUAUACCGGAUACUAUCGUUCGCACGAGUACUAUUCCUGAGGAACUUGGUCGAAUCGAAUAUUUUCUGUCUGAUAAGACGGGGACUCUCACCAAAAAUGAUAUGGAGCUUAAAAAACUUCACAUGGGAACAAUGUCAUAUGGUGUUGAGUCCUUAGAAGAUUUAUCAAAUCAGCUUGCCGCAGCAUUCCAACAGACUAAAGAAUCAACAAGUGGUCGUCAUCAUCCUCAUGGGAAAAGUAAGCGAGACAUGACUUCCAGGGUUCGCGAUAUAGUGCUUGCUUUGGCCUUAUGUCACAAUGUUACACCGGUCGUGGAUGAUGGAGAAGAGCCAACCUAUCAGGCUUCAUCACCUGAUGAAAUUGCCAUAGUUCGAUGGACUGAACGAGUGGGCCUAACUUUGGUGUUUCGAGAUAUGAAUGAGAUACAUCUUCGAACAAGAAAUGACACUAUUCUCGAGUUUCAAAUUCUCCAUACAUUUCCAUUUACCAGUGAGUCUAAAAGAAUGGGAAUAGUGGUGAAAGACAAAGCUACGAAUGAGAUAAUGUUCUAUCAAAAAGGGGCUGAUGUGGUGAUGAGUAGAAUUGUUCAUUAUAAUGAUUGGCUAGAUGAAGAAUGUGGAAAUAUGGCAAGGGAAGGGUUGAGAACGUUGGUUAUUGCUCGGAAGAGGUUAUCUGAUGAUGCUAAAUCGAGCAUUUCAGAUCGCAAAGCCCAAGAAUCCGCUGUUGUAUCAAGUAUUUUGGAAAAUGACUUGGAGCUUUUGGGAGUUACUGGGGUUGAGGAUAAACUUCAAGAUGGACCGGUCUUAAAAUAUGGAUGUUGA